Linderina pennispora is the source of this 807-nucleotide messenger RNA. RefSeq lists its product as uncharacterized. The transcript has a single exon. The record is from RefSeq and is a predicted model, not a curated record. NCBI's taxonomy places the organism in Eukaryota, Fungi, Kickxellomycota, Kickxellomycetes, Kickxellales, Kickxellaceae. The coding region runs from base 116 to 583 and encodes 155 amino acids.
CUCCGAGCUGAUUCCAACAACCUCGCGGUGCUUGCGCAGCGACCCAUUGGUAGCACGCUUCUGGGUCCAAAGUGGGUCGUUGUUGGACAGUGUAGAGUCGUUGUCGUCAUCAAACAUGCCGACCAGCGAUAAUGCCGGGGGGCGCGGCCACGGCUUGACUACUGAGGCCAGCUCUGCAUACUCGUCAGCCAGCUUCAGCGAGUUCGCAUGGUAUCCGUUUGCCUGUGAGCGCAGUCUCAGAUACUCUGAGCGCAAAUCUUCGUCCGACUGCCUUCUCAGUCAGCGGGGAGCCGGGCACUGCCGGCGUUGUGCUUGCUGUCAGCGACGGCUGAAUACCCAGCGAUGCGCGCGCCGACUGCUGCAAACAGAUUACCGAGCUGAUCCGGUGCUUGAGCGACAGCUCCUGGUCGCGGAUCUGCUUCGCAAUGCGCAGCCAGCUUCUCGUGCACAGCUGUCUCCUCCUUCAGCGUGUCGCGCUCGGUACUCAACUCUAGCAGCAGCUGCGCUGCAUACUCGGAAUCGUCAUCAAGCGCCUUGCGCUGGGCCUCGUGCUCCUUGCGCAUCUCGUAGGUGGUUGCGUUGAUGAUAUCGAUUGCCCGGUUGGUAACUACAUCGUAGCGGCUCAACGGUAGCCUGCCCCGACCCUGCACAGAGGCGUCAUUGCAUCCGAUGGCUGAAAUAGACGGGAUCCUCUGAGGACCAGACGCUGCGCUCCGUGGCUGAUCAGUGCCGCUCUGCGGAGUGUUCUUGUUCUGAUGGAUCGGCGGGAUCGGCGGUAACACCGACGACUUACCGGGUUUGUGUCUG